Messenger RNA from Pediculus humanus corporis (human body louse), 597 nucleotides. RefSeq lists its product as uncharacterized. NCBI's taxonomy places the organism in Eukaryota, Metazoa, Arthropoda, Insecta, Psocodea, Pediculidae. The record is from RefSeq and is a predicted model, not a curated record. The transcript is spliced from 5 exons. Bases 1 to 597 code for a protein of 198 amino acids.
AUGGGGUUUCCCCUGAUGCAGCAACUGGAAUCUGACUUCGAGCUUCAGGCCAGAGAAUUGGAUUCAACAUACGGACCGGUGAAAUACAGAAACUCUCAUCAGAUGACUUCGGUUUCUUUGUCAGGAUAUUCCGGAAUGAAAUUUGUUGCCGAUUCAAAACCGAAAAUGUUUGGAACUUAUCCUCACGUUAGAAGUUAUCCCACGGAACCUUCCCUAUCCGAUUCUCCCGCAGCAUCCCACGAUUCUCCCAUCAUAAUACCCCGGGUGUCUUUGUCGAAAGGGAGUCAGAGGGAUUCGUCUUCCAGUUUGGAAAGUUGCGAGAAUGUUACUCAUAGGCCUAUAAAGUCAUUUGCUUUACCCCAUAUCGAUUAUAGUAUAAAUUGCUCAUUUGCUAUUAAAACUAUCGUGCCUUACGAUGAUAAUAAUUAUAAAUUGGAAGAACAAUUUAUACAACAAUUGGACGAACAAGAACAAUUGUUUGGACCCGUUAUGGCUCUCCCUCUGGAUCUUUCUGAUUUAUCACAAGAUCAUCAUCAUCAUCAUCAACAUCCGGUUGGAUCGACGAGGAGUAGUUUAUCUUCCGUUUCCGAAGGAUGA